UCUAUGACUGAAAUAGCUGCCCGAGAGGUGUUUCAAAGAUGGCCGCUGAGUCAAAUGAAUUGCCUUAAAGGGAAUUUAGGGGUUUUAUGUCUAUGAGAACCAGAGCUGGAAAAAGUCACUUUUCUAGAUUGUAGAGUUUUCCUGAAGUGUAUGAUCGUCAUUUUGAAAGCCCAGAGUUUUUCCUAUAUUUAUAGUACUACGAGGAGAGUUCAACAAUCACCACCACGUCCACCUCAAUGUCUCAUGGUGUUGAGUCCACACCAGGUGGUCUUCCCAGACGGACAGUCAGGAAGAAGGCGAAGGUGGACACCUCAAAGUUCAUGACUCCUUACCUGGCACACAGCCAGAAGAUGCUUGACCAGUACAGCCAUAAUAAAUACAGGGAGGAAUAUGAAAAAUCAAAGGGGCAGCCCUAUGCCAUUUCAGCUGACACACCUGAGAUGAUUCGCAUCAAGAAGGCCCAGGAGCAGCUUAGUGAGGUGAAAUACCGUAUGGAGGGCCUGAAGGCCAAAACCACCAGCCUCUAUGAUGGUGAGGCUCGUGAGAUUGCCCACGUGAAGCACGUCUCUGAGCUCGUCAGCAAAGUUCUGUACAGGCAGAAAUGGGAUGAGACCAAGGAUAGGUACUUGCUCCCUCCUGACGCCCCUGAGCUGGUUCUUGCUGUGAAGAAUGCUGCAAAUUACAGCAAGAAAUUGUACACAGAGGCGUGGGAUGAGGAUAAGACCAUGUACUAUCCAUACAGCGACAGCCCAGAGUUGCGCAGGGUGGCCAAGGCCCAAAAAGACCUCAGUGAUAUUGUCUACAAGAAGGGCCACGAUGAGCGCAAGGCAAAGUACACGUCUCUGGCUGAUCCCCCAGAGAUGGAACUGGCAAAGAAAAACUUUGCCAAUCGUAGCAAUCUUAAAUAUCAUGAGGAUUACAACAAGAACGUCAAGGGAAAAUGGUGUGAAACCCCUUACUUUGAUAUCGCUAUCGCUAGAAUGGCUAUGGACAACAUCAGUGACAAAAAAUAUACGGCUGACUUUGAAGAUAUGAAAGACCAAAUUUAUUUCAUGCAAACGGACACACCAACGUAUGCUUCCAACAAAAAGGCUCGCGAAGCUGCAAGUACGGUCAAAUAUAAGAAGGACUAUGAGAAGACCAAAGCGGUGUGCGAUUACAACGUUCUCCCUGCUACAGAGAACCCCCUUCUCAGACAGCUGAGAUACGCAGGCACCAUCUUGAGUGAUAAAGUAUAUAAAGCUAGUUAUGAGAAAUCAAGGGGAUUCAGCAUCAAUUACUGCGACACUCCCAAAUUCAAGAUGGACAGUGUAUUGAAGAAGUUCAGUGAUUCACAUUAUAAAGAGAAGUAUGAAAAUCAGGUGAAGGGUCAUUACAUUGGUAGCUAUGAAGAUAUUUUUACAGUUCACUGCCGGAAACUGGAAGAAAUGAAGAAUGAUCAAAACUACAAAGCUGAUUAUGAGGACAUAAAGACAAGAUGUUUCUUUCCUCAAACUAUUACACCAGAAUACGAAGUCAAUAAGAAGCUUGAACAAUGUAAAGAUAAAGUUUAUCGUCAACAUCCCGACAAGGUGAAGUUCACACAGGUGACAGACUCACCUGUUCAAUUGCAAGCUGCCAUCAACGCCCACCAGUUGAGUGAUCUCAACUACAAGCAAAAGUAUGAGAAGGAGAAGUUUAAGUGUAACCUCCCUCCUGAUUACCCUUUCUUCAUUCAAUCUAGAGUUAAUGCGUAUAACCUUAGUGAUACGUGUUACAAGUUUGAAUGGGACAAAACAAAAGCAAAGAAAUUUGAGGUGAAAGGAGAUGCGAUUUCAAUCCUUGCAGCCCGUGCUCACACUAACAUUGCUAGUGAUGUGAAAUACAAGAAGGAAUAUGAGAAGAACAGAGGACAUAUGGUUGGGGCCCUCAGCAUCAAUGAUGACCCCAAGAUCAUGCACUCAGUACAUGUUGCUAAGAUACAAAGUGAGCGUGAGUACAAGAAAGACUAUGAGAAGAUGAAGACCAAGUACCAUGCUCCACUGGACAUGAUGCUUGUGACUCUUGCUAAGAAAUCUCAGGCCAUUGCCAGCAUGUCUGGCUAUAAGAAGAUCCAAAACCAUUACCUCCUCCCUUAUGACAGCGUAUCACUGGACACGGCAAAGAAGGCCAAUAUUAUUCAGAGUGAUAAUGAAUACAAGUCAGACUACAAUAACUACGUCAAAGGAACGCCUUGGGUCCCUUAUGGCUCCAUGGACGUUGAGAAGUGCAAAAAAUCUGGGCAGAUCUUAAGUGAGAAAAAGUACAGGCAGCAACCAGACACUGUACCUUUUACUGCUAUAGAUGACCACCCUCUUCAGCUGCAGGCUAAGGCCAACCAGAUGAUAAGAAGUGAUCUGCACUAUAAGAAAGGUCUAGAUAAAGUCCAUCAGAAGUACUCCCUGCCUCAUGAUGUUCCACAGUUCAUUCAGGCCAAGUGUAAUGCCUACAACAUAAGUGAUAAAUGCUAUAAGGUUGAAUGGCUGAAGACUAUUGCAAAGGGGUAUGAUCUGAAGCCUGACGCCAUACCCGUAAAAGCUGCGAAGGCAGCCAGACAUGCUGCUAGUGAUGUUCAGUAUAAGAAGCAGUAUAUGAAGGACAGAGGCCACCAUGUUGGCUUCCGGAGCCUCCAGGACGACCCCUUGCUGGUGCAUUACAUGGAGGUGGCUAAGAUGCAAAGUGAGAGGAACUACAAAAAGGAUUACCACAAAUCCAAGCUGAAGUACCACACCCCCGUGGACAUGUUAAGUGUGGUGCAGGCCAAAAAUGCCUCCAAGGUUCAGACAUAUGCAGGAUACAAGCAGAAUUUACACAAUUACACCCUGCUUCCUGAUGCCAUGAACCUGGCAUUAGCUCGCUCCAUGAACAUCAGCUCCAGUGAUGUUGAGUACAAGAGUGAGUACAACUGCACAGUAAAGGGCAUGGGAUGGGUACCCAUUGGUUCAUUGGGAGUAGAGACUGCAAAGAUUGGAGGAAAGAUCUUGAGUGAUAACAAGUACCGCACUCACCCCUCCAACUACAAGUUCCACAAACUUAUGGACUCUAUGGAUCUCACAUUGGCUACUGCCAACAAUAAGAUCAUGGACAAGGCAAGCCUAGAUUAUGUUUAUUUCCAUUGGUUUGACUGGUGAAAAAUUAAUC
Molecule: messenger RNA, 3159 nt
Organism: Pimephales promelas (fathead minnow)
Lineage: Eukaryota; Metazoa; Chordata; Actinopteri; Cypriniformes; Leuciscidae
Source: RefSeq, a predicted model, not a curated record